This is a messenger RNA of Aspergillus aculeatinus CBS 121060, 444 nucleotides long. RefSeq lists its product as uncharacterized. The record is from RefSeq and is a predicted model, not a curated record. Bases 1 to 444 code for a protein of 147 amino acids. Lineage: Eukaryota; Fungi; Ascomycota; Eurotiomycetes; Eurotiales; Aspergillaceae. The transcript has a single exon.
AUGAUGACCAAGGUCCGCAAGCACCCUUCCACAUCGUCCCCACCCCUACAUCCCAAGCCUCCCUUUCUCCCCUCAAUCUCAGCCCUACUGACCCUCGACCCCCAGACCCUCGCCCUCGUCGCCACCACCCUCGCCGUGGCCGUCACUGCCAACCCCACCGUGGGCUACGCGGGUUACUUCUACGAGAACUGCACCACCCCCAGCAUCGACGCGGGCAACGCCUACGCGGGCUCGUGCCUGAACGUCGAGAACUUCCCCAUCAAGUCGUUCACCGCGUACGUCGAGUCCGGCAGCUGCGCCGACGGCACCUCGGCCGUGCUGCACACCUACACGGCCUCGGGCUGCGACGAGUCCACCCUGUUCGAGACCGUCAGCGUCGACACCGAGAAGCAGUGCUUCGAGGCGGAUGUGACCCUGGUCAGCAUCAAGUCGGAGUGUGUUUAG